GCACUGCACGCUGAACUUGGGGAAGUCACUGUGAAUGCGCCGGGCGCCACCCCCCGCAGACUAGAGGAAGCAGGAGGCGACCCCGGCCCCGUGACCUUGCCACCGGCGGCGCGCAGUCACGUGGCCCGGGUGACGCGCGGUGCCCCGCCCACCUGCAGGGACUAGUCUGGUGCACCACGGCCAGAGGAGCCAAGUGUGGAUUGUCUACUUCGGUGGCACCGCCUUGCGUGCACCCGAGUAGGCGGAGCUGGAGGAGGGCAGCAGGUGGCUCACCCAGAGGCUUUUAGCCCCAGGUGGCUUUGUGGGCGUCGAGGCAGAAGCAGCUGCGGCUGGGGCGUAGUCCGGUCUGAUCUUAUUCUAGCGCCUUGCACAGCCCUUCGCUUCCAGGGCAUACACAGUAAAUGUGUGCGCAAGAUGGCCCGUGUAUGGUCAGCAGCCAUUUAAAAGGCGCCUAGUACAGCCCUCUCCUCUGGUUAAGUGGCAUUUAUUUUCUCCUGAGAAACAUCUGUAUUUAUUGAUCACUUCUGUGGCGCUUGGCACUGAGUGGGUGCUCAAGAAGUAUUUGCCGAGUUGAAGUGAAUUAGGUUCAACCCCCGCAAGUUUUCUUUAAACAUUUUCGUACUGAAGUGAUUCUCAAACGUUAGCGCCCUUGAGAAUCAUCCGGAGAGCUUGUUAUAACACAAUGUUGAACCCUACCCUCAAAGUUUCUGAUUCAGUAUGUCAGGGGUUAUGACCAAGAACUUGCCUUUCUAACAAUCUCCAAGGAGAAUUAGAUUCCACUGGGCCAAGUACCAUGCUUCAAGUAAAACAAAAAAAACAAACCAGCUGUCCUCCAGUGAAUUCUGACUCUUGGCAACUCUCUGGGUGGUGCAAACGGUUAACAUGCCCAGCUGCUAACUGAAAUGUUGGAAGUUGUCCACUCACAGGUGCCUUGGAAGAAAGGCCUGGCAACCUUUAGAAAAAAUCAGCCAUUGACAACCUCAUGGAGCACAGUUCUGCUCUGACACACAUGGGUUUCCUCAUACUUUGAGUACCACUGUUUUAUAGGAAAAAAUCUUGUAAACUUAAACCACCAACCCUUUACACCUGGUUAUGGGCCUUUCUGAUCCUUGUUGGUCAGUUGUACUGUUGUAGUUAUAAUAAACAUGUUUGUAUUACUUUGUACACUGUUAAUUCCUCCUCUCCCAUGCCUGGUGUUAUACAGAUUUUCAUGUAGUCUAUGCUUGUGUCAUUUUUCCUGGGUUACACUUGAUCAUUUCUAAGCACCCCUCACGGAUCUGAGCUUUGACAUCUGCUGGGAGAGCUUACAUUUUAUUCUCCCCUGAUACACACUUAUUCUCUUGUCAGGCUGGAAGACUGUAAGAAUAGUGUUUGGUUCAUCCAUCCAUUCCCCACCCUUGUAGGGCAGCUCACUGAAAUAUAAACUUACUGAAUAACCCCCCGGGUUUAGAUUCCUAUGUGGGAGGGACUCCAGGAGCCCACCUCAGAGCCCAGUGAGCCUAUUAUUUCAUUCAUCUCUUUGGUCUUUUGGUUGGGAACUUGAAUUCAAGGUCAGUUCCAUCACUUUUUAGUUUCCUGGCCAAGUUUGUUCACUUUUCUAAAACUUGACCUCCUUAUGCGCCUCAGAAUGUAACUGUGCAAGUUACAUGUGAUAUUUAAGCACUUAGCACUGAACCUCUCCUGUUGUAAGCCUGCACACCUUUCUUAGCUGCUGGCUUUCCCGUGUUCUCCCGACUCCUCCUUUCCCAGGAUGAUCUGAGUGGAGAAUUUCUAUUCCUUACCUGGGUAAAGUUUAUUUUACCCAUCUGCUCUGGGACCUUGGCAUCAGUCAGGGGUUCCUUUAUUUAAAUUAAUACUGAUUCGAACACCUCCUGGGCAUCACACACUGGGAAUGAGGGUGUGAUUAAAAUUUAGUUCCUGCGUUGGACUGCAUCACUAUUUGCCGGGCAGGGUAGACAGUAAACCUGCCUGGCUUUAAGGUGGAUCAGCUUGUUGGUCUGUGGGCAUUGACUUGGAGUCCUUCCAGACUUGGGGCAUGAUAGUGUCUACCUUGUUUGCUUUUUGUACAUAUCAGUGACCAUAUUACCAUGAAGACCUGAUUACUCUUUCCAAGGGUGUUUUUGAAUGCUUUCCCAGUGUUGGGGGACAGAACAGAAGAAAUCAUGCUCAUUCGUCUAAUAGUUCUCUAGAAAAUGGAGGGAGGAUGUGGUCACUUUACGGGAUUAAUGGAAUUAGAGCCCUAAGUGCCUUUCCUCUGUGGUCAUCCUCACCUGUACACCAAGCAGAAUGAGGUGAUUCCAGACUGGCUUCAGAGGAGAAACAACUGAAAGACGGCCUCCAUGAAUGGGGCUGGUGACAUGGCCAGAAGGGCUCUAAAGCUUGCUUCGUGGACCAGCAUGGCUCUUGCCGCUGCUGGCUUCUACCUCUACAGUAACAAGUACUUGGACCCUAAUGACUUUGGCGCUGUCAGGGUGGGCAGAGCAGUUGCUACGACAGCUGUCAUCAGUUAUGACUACCUCACCUCCCUGAGAAGUGUUCCCUAUGGCUCAGAGGAGUACCUGCAGCUUCGAUCCAAGGUACACCUUCGCUCUGCCAGGCGUCUCUGUGAGCUCUGCUGUGCCAACCGGGGCACCUUCAUCAAGGUGGGCCAGCACCUGGGGGCUCUGGACUACCUGCUGCCAGAGGAGUACACCAGCACGCUGAAGGUGCUGCAUAGCCAAGCCCCGCAGAGCAGCAUGCAAGAGGUCCGCCAGGUCAUUCGCGAGGACCUGGGCAAGGAGAUCCAAGAUUUGUUCGUGAGCUUUGAUGACACCCCUCUGGGGGCUGCCUCCCUGGCCCAGGUACACAAGGCGGUGCUGCGUGAUGGGCGGACAGUGGCUGUGAAGGUCCAGCACCCCAAGGUGCAAGCUCAGAGCUCGAAGGACAUUCUCCUGAUGGAGGUGCUUGUCCUGGCUGUGAAGCAGCUGUUUCCAGAGUUUGAGUUUAUGUGGCUGGUGGAUGAAGCCAAGAAGAAUCUGCCUUUGGAGCUGGAUUUCCUCAACGAAGGAAGGAAUGCCGAGAAAGUGGCCCAAAUGCUCAAGCACUUUGACUUCUUAAAGGUCCCCCGAAUCUACUGGGAGCUGUCCACCAAGCGGGUCCUUCUGAUGGAGUUUGUGGACGGUGGGCAGGUCAAUGACAGGGGCUACAUGGAGAGGAACAAGAUUGACGUCAAUGAGGUCUCACGCCAUCUGGGCAAGAUGUACAGUGAGAUGAUCUUUGUCAACGGCUUUGUGCACUGUGAUCCCCACCCAGGCAAUGUGCUGGUGCGAAAGCACCCGGGCACAGGGAAGGCAGAGGUUAUCCUGUUGGACCAUGGACUCUACCAGGUGCUCACAGAAGAAUUCCGCCUGGAUUACUGCCACCUCUGGCAGUCUCUGAUCUGGACAGACAUGAAGAAGGUGAAGGAGUACAGCCAGCGCCUGGGAGCCGGUGAGCUCUACCCCUUGUUUGCCUGUAUGCUGACAGCCCGGUCGUGGAACUCUGUCAACAGGGGCAUCAGCCAAGCUCCAGUCACUGCCACUGAGCUCAUUUCUCCGUUGGACCUAGACAAGAGUUCCAUGGAGACUGGGCUGGGAAACAGAUCCUAGGAACAUCUCCUCCCCAUGUUCAUCGUCACCUGCUCCCAUGAGAGAAGUUUAUUGGGUGCCUUAGUUAUCUAGUGCUGCUGUAACAGAAAUGCCACCAGUGGAUGGCUUUAACAAACAGAAAUUAAUUUUCUCACAGUCUAGGAGACUAGAAGUCUGAAUUCAGGGCCCCAGCUCCUGGGGAAGGCCUUUUCUCUUUGUUGGCUCUGAGAGAAGGUCCUUGCCACUAAUCUUCCCCUGGUCUAGGAGCUUCUCAGCUCAGGGACCCUGAGUCCAAAGGACACGCUCUGUUCCCUAUGCCUCUUUUUUGGUGGCAUGAGUUCCCUUCUUUCUGCUGGCUUAUCUUUCUUUUUGUCUCUUGUAAGAUAAAAGGUGAUGCAGGCCACGCUCCAGGGGAACUUCCCUUACGUUGGAUCAGGGCUAUGACCUGAGUAAGGGUGUUGCAUCCCACCCUGAUCCUCUUUAACAUAACCUAAUCUUGCCUUGUUAACCACAACCACAGACAGAGAUUAGAAUUUAUAACACAUAGGAAAAUUACAUCAGAUCACAAAACGGAGGACAACCACACAAAUACUGGGAUUCAUGGCCGAGCCAAGUUGACACGUAUUUUGGGGGGACACAAUUCUGUCCAUAACACUGGGGCAAGCUCGUUCUUCCUGCUCAGCGUGUGUUCCUCCCAGGAGGUCUCUCAGUCCUUAUGGAAUUGACUUCUGUCUUUCCACUCUGUCAGUUCUCCAGACCCAUCCAGAUCUGCUGGAAUCCAUGUGGUGGGUGGGCUCGGGCUCCCGAUGAGGCCCCUGUUCACCAUAAGGGCAGGAUCCUGCUCACGCAGCCAGAAAGACCUGGGUUGUAGUUCCAGCACCUCGUCUUCCUAGGGGUGUGACCUUGGGCAGUUCCCUUCACCUCUUUGAGCCUCACAGCGCUCAUCUGUAAGCUGCUUUGUGGUAGGUGACUUUAGGAAUGGCUAGAUGUAGAGUCUCAAACAAUGUCAUCAAGAGGCCAUCUCUCUCCAUCUCUUGGCUCUGCUUUCCUCUGAGUUGACAUUAAUCUUAAGCAAGCUUGGUGGCACCAAUGACUACCAGCAGCCCCAGGCUUAAAAACCAAAAAACCGGUUGCCAUUGAGUCAAUUCCAACUCAUGGCGACUCCAUGUGUUUCCGAGUAGAACGGUGCUCCGUAGAGUUUUCAAUGGCUGAUUUUUUGGAAGGAGAUCACCAGACCUUUCUUCCAAGGUGCCUUUGGUUAGUAACUGAGUGCACUGACUGCUUGUACCACCCAGCGACUCUAGCCCCAGACUUACACAGCCUCCAAGCUCACCAUCUCAGAAGGAGAGAGACAGUCUCCCUCCUUUGUAAAAUAGGGAUGAUACAGAUGAUAAUUUCUGCUUUACUGAUAAUAUAUGUAAAGUGCCUGAAGUUCAUCCAUUCAAUAGAUGUUUGUUUUACCAGACCCUGUGCUAGGUGCCGAGGAUCCAGUGAUGAACAGACAGACAGGCCUUCAUGUAACUUACUCUUUGGUUGAGGGAGACAGACAGUAAGCAAGUGAACAAAGAGGUGAAUGAAUAAUUACAGGUUAUGGGUGCCGGGAAGGAGGGAGGCAGGGUGCGGUGAUUUGAGUAAUAGUGGGGGAUGGAGAGUGCUGUAGAUAGUGUGCUCAGAGAAGACCUUGAUGAUGAGUUAACAUCUAACCUUAGGCCUGAAGUACAAGUGUCAGGUGCCGGUGCUGGGCAGGGGAGUUUCCCUAGGGAAAUCCAAAAGUGACUGUCAUACACAGAAAGUAGGGACAGACCAAAGAAAGAGGCAGACCACUCCAGGUUGAAAAACCAGUCUAAGAUUUAUUAUGGGGAAAACCUACAGGGCGAGGUCUUGGGCAGCCUCAGAACAGGUAGCUCUUGGCGCUACUGUCCCAGCUCCAGAGAUUAAUGUGUAGAGGAGGUGAUGUGGGUUUGUCAUGCAGGCUCCCUUCCCUCAAGUCCGAGAUGUCCUAAUGUUAUUGUUUGGGCCCAGGUUCCUUUAAGGAUGUUAUAUUUCCUACUUCAAGGGUGUUAUAUUCCUUGGCCUCCUGUUCGUUUCCAGGAAUGGACGUGUUUGCCAGGACUGUGGUCAACUUCAGGCCUGGAGGCAGCUUGCAGGUCCUGGAUCAGUCACUUCUUCGUUUGUCCUCCCAACAACAAGACAGGCUUCAGCCAUGGGAAGAGCUUGGAGAAAGCAUAGCAGGCAGAGGACACACCUGCGCUAAGUCCUAGUGGGAGGAAAGAGCUUGGUCUGGUCAGGAGUGUGGUGUGGGGGGUGGUAGGAAGAGAGGAAUUUGGAACGCUGGGCAUGAGAGCGUCACACAGGGCCUUAUAAGCCAUGGGAAAAAUUCGGAUUCUCAGUACAAAGCAGAACCUUUGGCAGGCUUUAAGCAGGAGAAUGACUUGUUCAGAUUUGCUGUUUUUUUCUCUGUCUAGAGUGGGGCACAGUGAGCAAUGGGGCAGCCAGAUAGGAGGUUGGGGGCUUGGGCAGGACCCAGGUUGAGCAAUGACAGAGGUUCAGACUGCUCUGACAGCGAUGAAGAUGGAGAGAAGUAGAUGGAGCCAAGAUGUAUUUUGGAGGUAAAACUGAGAGGACCUUCUUUUAGAUUAAGGAGCCCUGGUGGCUCAGUGUUAAGUGCUCAGCUGCUAACUGAAAGGUCAGCGGUUAGAAACCACUAGCUCUCUAGAGGAGGAAGAUGUGGCGAUCUGCUUCCAUAAAGAUUACAGCCUUGGAAACCCAAUGGGGCAGUUCUACUUUGUCCUAUAGAGUUACAAUGAGUCGGAAUUGACUCGACAGCAACAGGUUUGGAUUUUUGUUUUUUUCUGUUGGAUUAGACGUGCAGAGUUUCUUCUCAUUUUCAGUUCUGCCACAUCAGAAAAUGAAGGUCCUAAAAGCUUGACUCCAUCCACGUCACUAAGGUCAACUUUACUUUGAGGAGGCAACUCUUCCCCAGUUGUGUUUUGAGUGCCUUCCAAACUGAGGGGCUUAUCUUCCAGCACUAUAUCAGACAAUGUUCCACUGCUAUUCAUCAGGUUUUCACUGGCUAAUUCUUUUCAAAAGUAGACUGCUGGGUCCUUCUUCCUAGUCUACCAUGGGUGACCCUGUUGGUAUUUGAAUACUGGUGGCGUAGCUUCCAGCAUCACAGCAACACACAAGCCCCCACAGUAUGACAAACUGACAUAUUCGUGGCUAGAGAUGAAGAAACUGAGGAUUUUUACCAACUUCUGCAUUCCAAAAUUGAUUGUACAUGCAGUCAGAAUGCAUUGAUAAUUACUGGUGAUUGGAACGCAAAAAUCGGAAACAAAAAAGAAGGAUCGGUAGUUGGAAAAUACAGCCUUGGUGAUAGAAAUGAUGCUGGAAGUCGCAUGAUUGAAUUUUGCAAGACCAACAAUUUCAUCAUUGCAAAUACCUAUUUUCACAAACAUAAACGGCAACUACACACGUGGACCUCAUCAGAUGGAAUACCUAAGAAUCAAAUUGACUACAUCUGUGGAAAGACACAAUGGAAAAGCUCAAUACCAUCAGUCAGAACAAGGCCAGGGGCCAACUGCAGAUCAGACCAUCAGUUACUCCUAUGCAAGUUCAAGUUGAAACUGAGAAAAAUUAGAACAAGUCCACAGAGCCAAAGUAUGACCUUGAGUAUAUCCCACCUGAAUUUAGAGACCAUCUCAAGAAUAAAUUUUUUAAAAUUCUUAUUGUGCUUUAAGUGAAAGUUUACAAAUCAAGUCAUUCUCUCAUACAAAAAUGUAUACACACCUUGCUGUAUACUCCUAAUUGCUCCCCCCCUGAUGAGACAGCACACUCCUUCCCUCCACUCUCUCUUUUUGUGUCUAUUCAGCCAGCUUCUGACCACCUCCACCCUGCCAUCUCCCUUCCAGAUAGGAGAUGCCAACAUAGUCUCAUGUGUCCACUUGAUCCAAGAAGCUCCCUCUUUGCCAGUAUCAUUUUCUAUUCCAUUGUCCAGUCCAAACCCUGUCUGAAGAGUUGGCUUGGGGAAUGGUUCCUGUCUUGGGCUAACAGAGGUCUGGGGACCAUGACCACCGGGGUCCUUCUAGUCUCAGUCAGACCAUUAAGCCUGGUCUUUUUUUAUGAGAAUUUUGGGGUCUGCAUCCCAUCGCUCUCGUGCUCCUUCAGGGCUUCUCUGUUUUGUUCCCUGUCAGAGCAGUCAGCAGUUGUAGCCAGGCACCAUCUAGUUCUUCUCGUCUCCGGCUGAUGUCGUCUCUGCUUUAUGUGGCCCUUUCUGUUUCUUGGGCACAUAAUUACCUUGUGUCUGUGGUGUUCUUCGUUCUCCUUUGAUCUAGGUGGGUUGAGACCAAUUGAUGCAUCUUAGAUGGCCGCUUGCUAGCAUUUAAGACCCCAGAAGCCACUCUCUAAAGUGGAAUGCAGAAUGUUAUCUUAAUAGAUUUUAUUAUGCCAACUGACUUAGAUGUCCUCUGAAACUAUGGUCCCCAAACCCCUGCCCCUGCUAUGCUGGCCUUCGAAGCAUUCAGUUUAUUCAGGAAACUUCUUUUCAAGAAUAAAUUUGAUGCAUUGAACACUAAUGACUGAAGACCAGACAGGUUAUGGAAUGACUUCAAGGACAUCAUACAUGAAGAAAGCAAGAGGUCAUUAACAAGACAAGAGAGAAAGAAAAGACCUAAAUGAAAGUCAGAAGAGACUCUGAAACUUGCACUUGAAUGUCGAGUAGCUAAAGCAAAAGGAAGAACUGAUGAAGUAAAAGAACUGAACAGAAGAUUCCAAAGGGCGUCUCGAGAAGACAAAGUAAAGUAUUAUAAUGACACGUGCAAAGAGCUGAAAAUGGAAAACCAAAAGGGAAGAACACGUUCAGUGUUUCUCAAGCUGAAAGAACUGAAGAAAAAAUUCAAGCCUCGAGUUGCAAUAGUGAAGGAUUCUAUGGGGAAAAUAUUAAAUGACGCAGGAAGCCUCAAAAGAGGAGGGAAGGAAUACACAGAGUCAUUAUACCAAAAAGAAUUGGUUGAUGUUCAACCGUUUCAGGAGAUGACAUAUGAUCGGGAACCGGUGGUACUGAAGGAAGAAGUCCAAGCUGCACUGAAGGCAUUGGCGAAAAACAAAGCUCUGGGAAUUGAUGGAAUACCAAUUGAGAUGUUUGAGCAAACAGAUGCAGCACUGGAAGUGUUCACUCAUCUAUGCCAAGAAAUUUGGAAGACAGCUACCUGGCCAACCGACUGGAAGAGAUCUAUAUUUAUGCCUAUUUCCAAGAAAGGUGAGCCAACCGAAUGUGGAAAUUAUUGAACAAUAUCGUUAAUAUCACACGCAAGCAAAAUUUUGCUGAAGAUCAUUCAAAAGCAGCUGCAGCAGUACAUCGACAGGGAACUGCCAGAAAUUCAAGCCGGAUUUAGAAGAGGACGUGGAACCAGAGAUAUCAUUGCUGAUGUCAGAUGGAUCCUGCCUGAAAGCAGAGAAUUCCGGAAGGAUGUUUACCUGGGUUUUAUUAUCUAUGCAAAGGCAUUCGACUGUGUGGAUCAUAGCAAAUUAUGGGUAACAUUGCAAAGAAUGGGAAUUCCAGAAUACUUAAUUGUGCUCUUGAGGAAUCUGUACAUGGAUCAAGAGACGGUUGUUCGAACAGAACAAGGGGAUACUGCAUGGUUUAAACCCUGUGUGUCAGGGUUGUAUCCUUUCAACACACCCAUUCAAUCUGUAUGUUGAGCAAAUAAUCUAAGAAGCUGGACUAUAUGAAGAAGAACAGGGCAUCAGGAUCGGAGGAAGCCUCAUUAACAACCUGUGAUAUGCAGAUGACACAACCUUGCUUGCUGAAAGUGAAGAGGACUUGAAGCACUUACUGAUAAAGAUCACAGACCACAGCCUUCAGUAUGCAUUACAACUCAACAUUAAGAAAACAAAAAAUCUCACAACUGGAGCAAUAAGCAACAUGAUAAACGGAGAAAAGAUUGAAGUUGUCAAGGAUUUCAUUGUGCUUGGAUCCACAAUCAACACCCAUGGAAGAAGAAAAAAAAAAAGCAGUCAAGAAAUCAAAAGACACAUUGCAUUGGGCGAAUUGGCUGCAAAAGACCUAUUUAAAGUGUUGAAAAGCAAAGAUGUCACCUUUAGGACUAAGGUGCACCUGACCCAAGAUACGGUGUUGUCAUUCGCCUCAUAUGUAUGUGAAAGCUGGACAGUGAAUAAGGAAGACUGAAGAAGAAUUGAUACCUUUGAGUUGUAUUGGCGAAGAGUGUUGAAUAUACCACGGACUACAAGAAGAACGAGCAAAUCUGUGUUUGAAGAAGUACAACCAGAAGGCUCCUUAGAAGCAAAGAUGGCAAGACCACAUCUCACAUACUUUGGACUUGUUAUCAGGAGUGACCAGACCCUGGAGAAGGACAUCAUGCUUGGUAAAAUAGAGGGUCAGUGAAAGAGAGGAAGACCCUCAACGAAAUGGAUUGACAUUGUGGCUGCAACAAUGGGCUCAAGCAUGGCGACAAUUGUGAGGAUGGCACAGGACUGGGCCGUGUUUCAUUCUGUUGUGCAUAGGGUCACUAUGAGUCGGAACAGACUCUACGGCACCUAACAACAACAACAGAUGUGGAGGGGAGGAUUCAAAGCUGCGUCAUAGGAUUUUGAGAUGAGUCAUAGGAUGGGUCCAAUUGUGAGGAUUUUUGUUUUCUUUAUGUAGAGGUGUAAUCCGUACUGAAGGCUGUGAUCUUUGAUCUUCAUCAGUAAAUGCUUCAAGUACUCUUUUCACUUUCAGCAAGCACUGUUGUGUCAUCUGCAUAACACGGGUUGUUAGUGAGUCUUCCAUUAAUCCUGAUGCCACAUUCUUCUUCAUAUAGCCCUCACAACUGGACCAAUAAGCAGCAGCAUGAUAAUCAGAGAAAAGAUUGAAGUUGUCAAGGAUUUCAGUUUACUUGGAUCCAGAAUCAACACCCAUAGAAGCAGCAGUCAAGAAAUCAAAAGAUGCAUUGCGUUGGGCAAAUCUGCUGCAAAAGACCUCUUUAUUAAAAAAAAAAAAAAAAGAUGACUGAGACUUGAAGACUAAGGUGCACCUGAACCAAGCCAUGGUUGUUUUCAGUCACCUCAUAUGCAUGCGAAGGUUGGACAAUGAAUAAGGAAGAUCGAAGAAUUGGUGCCUUUAAAUUGUGGUGUUGGCGAAGAAUAUUGACUAUACUAUGGACUGCCAAAAGAAUGAACAAAUCUGUCUUGGAAGAACUACAACCAGAAUGAUCCUUAGAAGCAAGGACGGUGAGACUGUGUCUCACAUACUUUGGACAUGUUAUCAGGAGGGAUCAGUCCCUGGAGACAUCAUGCUUGGUAAAGUAGAGGGUCAGCCAAAAACAGGGAGGCCCUCGAUGAGAUGGAUAGACACAGUGGCUGCAGCAGUGGGCUCAAGCAUAACAACAAUCGCGAGGAUGGCACAGGGCCGGGCAGUGUUUUGUUCUGUUUUACAUAGGGCACUUAACAACAAUAUAGGGUAGGUAGUUGCCACUUCCUGACAUAGGGAAGAUUUUGGAAAGGACAUAUUCGGGGUGGGAGCAGUUGUUUUGAGACAUAUAGAUAGAGAUAUCAUGGGCAGUUGAGUUGGAAGCUUAGAGAAGAGGUCCAGGCUCGAGAUAGAAAUUUGGAAGUCUUCAGCAUAUAUAGAUGGGUAUUUAAAGCCACAGGGAAGGUUGAGAUUACAUGGCAUAUAAGAGAUCUCAAUUAACUAUAUCUGCUUUUAUUAACUGAUACAAUUCCAUGUUUGGAGUCUUUUUCAUUCAUCAAGACUCAGCUUAAAUGCCAGCUCUUUGAAGAGGUUUUCUGUCCUCCAGGACAUUUCUCCUCAUCACCCCAGCCAAAAGUGAUCUCUUACUGCUUGUAUCACUGAUAUGGCAAGUUCCUUAUAUCCACAGAGUAGUUGUUUGUAUACACAUCAUAACUCCCCAGCUGGGUGGUGAGGGCCUGGAGGACAAGAACACUGUCUUGUACAUCUUUUUUAUCUUCUACAAGUUCCCUGCAGUCCUGGGACUGGAUCUAGCCACGUAGAGGUAUUUGUAGGUUCUAGAGACACUGACUCUAUUUGCUCACUUUGGACAAGAACCCAGUUGGAAGGUAAACUGAGUCACUCCAGGCCAGCUCAGUCUCUCAGUCUUUUUGAGCCCUGGUCUUUUUGAGAAUUGGGGGAACCUCCAAUACUGUAUUAGGGAGAAUGUUUUUGAUUGCUCUUAACAACAACAAAAAAUUAAAAGUGGCUUAAGAGAUAAAGAAUUUGUUUUCUCCAUAACAAGAAACCUGGAGGUAGGUGAUUCCAGCUUGGUUAAUUCAGAAAAUUAACAAACUCAGGACUCUGGACUUCGUCCUCUGUGAUUCUCUUGGCUUUCCUCUCAUGAUUUCAGGAUGGCUGCAGCUGCUUCAAGCUUUACUGUCUUCGUUCAGUGGCAUCCAGUGACAGGAAUAGAGGGUUUAUUUCUUCUUAUGCAUCAUUUCUUAAGGGCAAGAAAACCUUUCCCAGAAGUCUCCCAAUAAACUUAUCACUUCUCUUCAUAUAUCAUUGGCCAGAAUCAUGUCACAUGUCCAUGCCUCAACCAACCACUUGGCAAGGGGAAUGAAAGAGCUCAGAGUCAUCAUUGGCUGAGCUGGAUCAAGAUGUCCCCCACCCUGGGACUGGGAGGGGCUCAGCCUCCCUGAAGAAUAUGGCCCCAAGGUGUCAAGUGAACAGAGCUGGGGUUCUUUUAAUAACUCACCCAGAAACCCAGUACCCUCUAGUCAAUUCCAACUCAUAGCGACCCUAUAGCAUGGAGAAGAACUGUGGAAGCAAAAUGGCUGUGGGGUAGGCACCCAACAGAGUUUACCCCAGACACCCACCACCAGGAUCUGUCUAGGCUUAAAGGGAUAACCUGAAUUGGUGAAGGCCCUUUCUGUUCGGGCUGAGAAGGGCUGAUGCCAGGCCAGUUCUAACAUUGCUAGGAGGUGGGUCCCUUAUGAUGAGCUGGGCCUUGGUCUGGCCUUAGCCAUCAUAGCAGGGUGACCUUGCAGCAGGGAGGCAGAUGGCCUCUUGGUGUCUGGCUUCCUGUGGAAAUGUUCCAGUUGGAUAGCUCCUGCCUGGGGGACAUUGCAAGAUUCACAGCACUCAGUUAUCAUCCACACACCAUGCUCCUGGAAGGGCUGCGAGUUCUGCUUCCACUGUAGAAAGGCGGCCAUAGUGGUAAUGCCUUUUGGCAGCACGGAGCUCCUCCAUAAGGAGCUCUGGUGGCAAGUAGUUAAGCGCUUGGCUUGGCUUCUAACUGGAGGGUUGGUGGUUCAAACCCACCAGCUGCUCCACAAGAGAAAGAUGUGGCAAUCUGCUUCCUUAAAGAUUAUAGCCUUGGAAACCCUGUGGGGCAGUUCUGCUUUGUCCUAUAGAGCCAUUAUGAGCCAGAAGUGACUGGACGGCAGUAGGUUUUGGGCCCAUCGAUAUGACUUUGAUGGAUUCUGAGCACUUAUCUCUUACAACCAUCUCAGUGCUGCUGGGAGGUGGGCACACUGUAAUAUCAUUCCCAGUUUUUCGGAGAGGACAAUGAAUCAAAAAAGACUAAAGGACUUACUCAGAGCCACACAGACCUGCUGUGUCAGGUGGAGCAUCAGUAGAGCCAGGUGGUCAGGGCAUGGGCUAGGGAGCUAGACUGCCUGAAUUUAAGUCCUGCUGUAAGUGAGAGGGAGUGGGCAGAUUACUUAGCUUCUCAAUGCCUAAGUUUCCUCGUUUUAAAAUGGGAAUAAUACACUCACCUCAUAAGGCUGGAAGGAGUAAAUUAAUUGAUACUUCCAAGCAUUUCCAAAGUGCUUGGUUUAUGUAGUUACUGCUUCAUACAUGUCACCCACCAUCACCGUAGUCAUCAUCAUGGUCAUUGUUUUUCUGAAAGAUCAGAACUGCACUGUCAUGCUCAGGAUUCUGGCUGGAGGCAGUAACCUGCCGAGAGCCACACAAAGGUCAGAGACAUGAAAGGAGCAGAACACAUGCCCUGAACCUGUACGCCAAGAUGGGACCAGAGCGGUGGGAAUGGCCAGUUUUGAGGGCUCACCCCGAUGCUCUGGGGGCAUCAGGACCUCAGGUGUUGGGAGGGGUGAGACUGCCUCCAGGCAGUAUGGGCUAUAAGACUCUUAGUAUGUCCAGUAAGUCACAGAGUCACAGUCAGUCAGGAUAUGGGGCAUGACUUUGGGAUUGGGGUGGGGGGGGCUCCAACCUAUGACCUGAACCAGCUUGGGCUUGGCAGGAGGGGCAAGGGCCAUGACUCAGCUAGUACCAGUGUCCAGGGCUCUUUCCAGGCUUGGCUAAAGUAGAUGGCCAGUGAGUAAGCCUUGGGGAAGAAGAGGAGGAUAGAUCGCUGGGCAGGAAAGCCAGCUGAUUUCAAUUUCAUCAAAUAGGGGUGGGGUAGAAGGGUUGGUGGGUAAGGCAAUUUCCUGCCCCAGCCAGUACUGGCUUGGGGUAUUUGGGGAUGGGUAUCAUUGACCUUAGACAUCCCCAAGUGGCACAAAGGGUUAAAUGCUCAAUUGGUAGCAGAAGGUUAGUGGUUCAAACCCAUCCAGAGGCACCUGGGCAGACAGACCUGCAAUCUGCUUUCAAAAGGUCACAGCCCUGAAAACCCUAUGGAGUUCACGUCUACUCUGUACAUGUGGGUUUGCUGUGAAUCAGAAUUGACUCAACAACAACUGACAAUGACAAGAAAUUGUUGACCUUGGCUGUGAGGAGCCAGGGAUGACCUGCAACAGAAAUGGGGCCUAUUCCCUCUUCAUGUGCUUCUGUCCUGUGUCUAGUUAGUGGCCAGAAGCUGGUGUUCGACAUUCCAUCCAGAGCCCCUUAUGCUAGCCUUCAAUUUAAAAAAACGUUAAGAGAAGAGCUCUUUCCGUGUGGGGUGUGUUCCUAGUAGUGCUGUGGUAACUCCUCCUGGCGUCUCCUUGUAGCUCCCCACUCCCAUGGCCACCACAUCCCAUACCAGCCGUUCAUUUCUGUCUCCCCACU
Messenger RNA from Loxodonta africana (African savanna elephant), 14562 nucleotides. It is a transcript of the gene ADCK1, whose product is annotated as aarF domain containing kinase 1. The record is from RefSeq and is a predicted model, not a curated record. Bases 2340 to 3626 code for a protein of 428 amino acids. Gene Ontology annotation, molecular function: protein kinase activity; ATP binding. NCBI's taxonomy places the organism in Eukaryota, Metazoa, Chordata, Mammalia, Proboscidea, Elephantidae. The transcript is spliced from 10 exons. Gene Ontology annotation, biological process: protein phosphorylation.